Messenger RNA from Mus caroli (Ryukyu mouse), 5683 nucleotides. The record is from RefSeq and is a predicted model, not a curated record. NCBI's taxonomy places the organism in Eukaryota, Metazoa, Chordata, Mammalia, Rodentia, Muridae.
AGUCUCCCGGCCAGGCCGGCGGCUGCGGGAUCGGGACCCGCGUUCGAGUCUCCUACACCGGGGCUGUGCUUGCUGGCUUCCUGCUCCGUCUUCAGCCUGGGCGUCCCACCGGCAGACCAGUGCGCGCCCGUGGUUCUUGGACCCUGGGCCCAGUUCUUUGGAGGACCAUGUCAUUGGAGUUUGGCAGUGUAGCACUGCAGACACAAAAUGAAGAUGAAGAAUUUGACAAAGAAGACUAUGAAAGGGAAAAAGAGUUGCAGCAGCUACUCACAGACCUCCCUCACGACAUGCUGGACGAUGAGCUCUCCUCUCCUGAGCGCCACGAUUCUGACUGCAGUGCGGACGGCAUAGCGGGAGAACCGCAUCCUUCUGAGCAUCUGCAAAGGAAGUGGAUUGAGCGGGAUAUACUGCCCGAGCCUCACAGCGUGAACUGUGGCAAUGGCUGGGAAGAAAAUCGAAGUAAAACCGAAGACCAGCAUCUUGGGUACCACCCUGGAGAAGGUGGGGAUGAAGGUGGAAGUGGCUAUAGCCCUCCAGGUAAACAGGAGCAGGCAGAUUUGUAUCGCCUUCCUGAAGACUUUAGGCCAUACACCGGCGGUCCGAAGCAGGCAGCCAGCGUCAUUACGUUUUCAGAUCCUCAGAGGGACAAUUUUCAGCAAUUUGGUUUAUCUCAAGGACCCAACUGUCAAGCUUUGGAGCCAUAUAAAGCUGUAUAUAAACCUUACCACUCCUCUGUGCUGAAGAACAGUUUACCAGCCCAGGAGAUAGCAGGAAGUGACAUGUUUGAAGGCUUGCAGCAACAGUUUUUAGGAGCUAAUGAAAACUCUGCAGAAAAUAUACAUAUUAUUCAACUCCAGGUUCUUAACAAAGCAAAGGAGAGACAACUGGACAGCUUGGUUGAAAAGCUGAAGGACAGUGAACGCCAGGUUCGGUAUCUGAGCCACCAGCUGCUGAUAGUCCAAGAUGAAAAGGAUGGCUUGGCCCUCAGCCUUCGGGAAUCCCAGCAGCUCUUUCAGAAUGGCAAGGAGAGGGAGAUGCAGCUUGAAGCACAGAUUGCAGCACUGGAGACACAGAUCGAGGCCUUCAGAGUUAGUGAAGAGAAGCUCACCAAGAAGCUCAGAACAACCGAGAUCACCCUGGAAAGCUUGAAACAGCAACUGGUGGAGCUCCAUCAUUCUGAGUCACUUCAGCGAGCCAGAGAGCACCAUGAGAGCAUCGUUGCCAGCCUCACACAGAAGUACGAAGAGCAGGUGUCAUCCUUACAGAAGAAUUUGGACGCUACCAUAACGGCCCUUCAGGAACAGGAAAGUAUUUGCACGCGUUUGAAGGACCACGUGCAACAACUGGAGCGGAACCAGGAAGCAGUCAGAUUAGAGAAGACGGAGCUCAUUAAUAGGCUGACGAGGAGUCUAGAGGACAGUCAGAAGCAGUGUGCCCACCUGCUGCAAUCAGGCUCUGUGCAGGAGGUGGCUCAGCUACAGCUACAGUUGCAGCAAGCACAGAAGGCCCACGUCCUAAGUGAGGGCAUGAAUAAGGCUUUGCAAGAGGAAUUAACAGAGCUUAAAGAUGAGAUUUCACUCUAUGAAUCUGCUGCAGAACUCGGAGUCCUUCCAGGUGACUCAGAAGGAGACCUGAGUAUAGAGCUCACUGAAUCAUGUGUGGACUUGGGCAUUAAAAAAGUCAAUUGGAAACAAUCCAAAGCUAACAGUUUCCCCAUCAGGGUCACACAGCAGGAGUCCCCAGAUGAAGAAUCUCCGAAGGAUGAGCUUAUCCUGAAGCUGAAAACGCAAGUCCAGCGCUUGCUGACUAGCAACUCCGUGAAGCGUCAUCUGGUGUCUCAGCUGCAGAGCAAUCUCAGAGACUGCCGGGAGACAAUGGAAGCUUUCCAGCAAUCCAAGGAUGGUGACAGAGGCAUGGAGACUAAAACAGACACCUCUGAAAAAACAACUAAUGAGUUAUGGCUCGAAUCUUCUGAGGCAAUUAACAGAGAAGAGAUUUUGCGACUGAAAAAUGAAGUUCAAGUUUUACAACAACAGAAUCAGGAACUGAAAGAGGCUGAAGAAAAACUGAGAAGUACCAAUCAAGACUUGUGUAAUCAGAUGAGACAGAUGGUGCAGGAGUUUGACCACGAUAAGCAGGAAGCUGUGGAUAGGUGUGAGAGGACUUACCAGCAGCACCACGAAGCCAUGAAGGCACAGAUCCGAGAAAGCCUUCUAGCAAAGCACGCUGUGGAGAAGCAGCAUCUCUUGGAGGUCUAUGAGGGGACCCAGUCACAGCUCAGGUCUGACCUGGAUAAGAUGAACAAGGAGAUGGCUGCUGUGCAGGAGUGUUACCUGGAGGUAUGCAGAGAGAAGGAUGGGCUGGAGUCCACUCUCAGGAAGACCAUGGAAAAGGCUCAGGAGCAGAAGAGACAGCUUUUGGAAGCCAGAGAAGAAUAUGUGCGCAAACUGAAGUUAGAACUGGAAGAGAAGUACCGAGAAACUCUGAAGACGGAAAGGCAGAGCUGGCUGAAGGAGCAAGCUGCUGGAGCAACACAGCAGGCUGAGAAGGAGAGCAGACAAAAACUCAUUCAUCAGCUGGAAAAGGAGUGGCAGUCCAAACUGGAUGACAGUCUUGCGGCUCGGAGAAAGACGACCUCAGACCGCGGCAGCCAGACCGAGCAGGCGGCUGCUGUGUCUAAGGCAGAGGCAGCAGCAGUCCUGGCAGAGGAGCAGGCUCGCCAAGUCCAGCAGGAGAAGGAGCUUGCUACCAAGGAGGCUCUGAGGAAGCCCGAAAUUGAGUUGGAGCUCAAGUACUGUGAGAUUAUUGCACAAAAGGUGGAAACAGCUGUGCAGAAUGCCCGCAGUCGCUGGAUACAGGAGCUGCCCAUGCUUGCAGAGUACAAGGCUCUGCUCAGAGCCCAGCAGCAGGAGUGGGCAAAGCAGCAGGAGCUGGCUGUGGCCCAUAGGCUAUCACUUGCACUCUCUGAAGCUCAAGAGAAGUGGAAAAGUGAGCUGGAAAAUAUGAAGCCAAAUGUAAUGUCUGUCAAGGAGCUGGAGGAGAAAGUCCACUCUCUGCAGAAGGAACUGGAGUUGAAGGAUGAGGAAGUCCCAGUGAUUGUCAGAGCUGAGGUGGCUAAGGCCAGAACUGAGUGGAACAAAGAAAAACAGGAAGAAAUCCACAAGAUUCAAGAACAAAACGAGGAAGAUUAUCGGCAGUUUUUAGAGGAUCAUCGAAAUAAAAUUAAUGAGGUGCUUGCAGCAGCUAAAGAGGACUUUGUGAAGCAGAAAGCUGAACUACUUCUUCAGAAGGAGACAGAAUUCCAGGCAUGUUUGGACCAGAGUCGCAAGGAGUGGACACUGCAGGAAGCCCAGCAGACACAAGUGGAAAUCCAUCAGUAUGAGGAAGACAUCCUCACUGUGCUUGCCUUUCUUCUAAGGGACACCCAGCUGGAGUACGGUGGGGACUCACAGGACAAGCAGCUUUUGGAAGUCAUGUCAGCUUGUUCUUCCAAAUGGAUAUCUGUACAGUACUUUGAGAGAGUAAAAGCCUGCAUACAAAAAGCUCUGCACGAUAUGCUGUCCUUGCUUACAGACAGUGUCGCCUCAGAGCAGGAGAAGAGAAAGGUGGUCAAGAGCUCUGCAGACGCUGUCAGCUGGAACACUAGCCAAGGAGACUCUGCGGUCCCAGUGCCCCUUCCUGACUCCACCUCUGUACGCUGUGCUCAGUCCUCGGCCUGGCUGGAAACAGAAGCGGAAACUGAUAAAAAGAUGUGUGAGAUUAAAGGUUUAUGCUGUGGACACUGCUUUCAAGAACUUGCAAAGGAAAAGCGAGAGUGUCAGGAUCUGAGAAGGCAACUGGAGAAGUGCCGUAGGCACCUUCAGCAUUCAGAAAGGACACACAAGGCCACAGUGGAGAAACUUGGAGAGGAGAACAGCAGGGUGGUUGAAGAAUUAAUAGAGGAGAACCAUGACAUGAAGAAUAAACUGGAGACACUGAGGGCCCUUUGCAGAACGCCACCACGGUCACUGUCUGCAGGAGCCGCUGAGAGUGCUGGGCCGCCAUGCAGUGGGCAGGCCUUGGAAGAACUCCGCGGGCAGUACAUUAAAGCUGUGAGAAAAAUUAAACGUGACAUGCUUCGAUACAUUCAGGAGAGCAAGGAAAGAGCUGCAGAGAUGGUAAAAGCGGAAGUGUUGCGGGAACGGCAGGAAACUGCCCGGAAGAUGCGCAAUUAUUACCUGAGUUGCCUUCAGCAGAUCUUGCAGGAUAAUGGAAAGGAGGAGGGAGCUGAGAAAAAGAUUAUGAGUGCUGCUAGCAAACUCGCUACAAUGGCGGAGUUGCUGGGGACGAUUGCGGAGUCAGACUACAGAGUCAGGUGUGCCCAAGCAGGCCGCUCAGUAGCACUUCCUUUGGCUUCAGAGAUGCUGACGGGCACUGAAAGAUCAGAAAGGAGUGGUGUGAAUCACAAUAUCCCACAUUACGUUGAAAGCAAACCAAACAGUGGAAAGACCCUCCCCAGGAGUGUAUGUGAGCAGCUGCCUGGGAGGAAGUCUGCGCCCAGGUCACAGAGGCGGUUAGAGGAAUCGAAGCACAGAGAGAUGAGACCCAUGGCUUCCACAGCUCUGCCUUCAGACUGUCACUGUGGGGAUGCGAGUUGCAGGCACUCAGGCAUCUUGGCAAAGGAUGUUGCUCCUGUGUUUGUUCCAUGCCAGGGGGAAGGAGGCUUUGAUUUGCACGAGAAGAGAGAUGCACUUGGAGCUGGCUCUGAGUCGCUGCUCUAUUCAGCUGCUCACUCCUUCCUUGGAGGUGUUGAAAAGAACUCUUCUCCUAGAUUCAUCUCAGAGUCCAGGCACACAACCCUGAGAGGUCCCAGCGAAAUGCCAAGGUUAAAGGCAUUGAUGUGUGGUUCUCUAACAGAAACUGAGAGUAUUGCAUCUGAGAAGAGUCAGGGAUUGGGCUCUCAGGACUCUCCAGUGAAGGAUGGCGUGGGGCCCAGCAGCUCUCCAGCCUGGCCUUCUGACAGUACUUUAUCCUGUGGCAGUCCUGCAGUGCUGUUUCUUGGGGAUGGGUCACAAAGGACUCAGGAGAUGCUGGGGGACUCUGUUCAGUGGAAACAGUUCUCAGCAACCAGUUGUCUUCCAGAUGCCCAGAAAAGUAAUAUGGUUUGUCGGAGUAGUCACACUCUAGAUCUGCCCAAAGAAACCCUGCAUUCCCAGCAAGGGAAGGCGGAUGCAACUCUGGGACUCUCAUCUCCACAGAGCACCGAUAUGUUAAAGACAGAUCUCAGGAGACUCAGUGGCACAGGACCAUCUUCAUUGUGUCAGAAGCCUUUGAUAAAGUUAACUGCUCCGAUGCCCAGCCAACAGGAUAGUGGCUUUGACAGCCCGCUUGAGUAAUUAUUUGCCUUAUUUCAGAAUAGUCAUUAAUUACUAUUUAAACGGGAAUCUGGAUGGGAAUACUUGAUGCUAACAAACCAUUGUGAGGUCUGCCUGCCAGUUCUCAUGUAUUUGAUACCCUUGUAUCUGAGUAAAGUAUUCUCAGUUACUUGAGGCCCUUGCGCUGCCUUAAUGUUGGAGGCCUGAGUGACGUGCUGUGUGCUCUGCUUCUGUGUGCUGCUUCAUUCAGUUACUCAGCCCUCUACCUUUAUAUUUAUAUGCUGACUUAUUUUUGAGUGUUAAAAUACUUAAUAAAAUUGUGCAUAAUC